Hordeum vulgare subsp. vulgare (domesticated barley) is the source of this 3557-nucleotide messenger RNA. Its product is annotated as probable LRR receptor-like serine/threonine-protein kinase At3g47570. Gene Ontology annotation, biological process: protein phosphorylation. Gene Ontology annotation, molecular function: protein kinase activity; ATP binding; receptor serine/threonine kinase binding. The record is from RefSeq and is a predicted model, not a curated record. The transcript is spliced from 2 exons. Bases 65 to 3505 code for a protein of 1146 amino acids. NCBI's taxonomy places the organism in Eukaryota, Viridiplantae, Streptophyta, Magnoliopsida, Poales, Poaceae.
AUGCAGUAGAGAAACCAUAUCUCAAUGCACGACCAGAGCUGUAAUCUCUAGAGCACGAGUCCUCAUGUCUCCUGUUAAGUUACUUACUCUGAUAAUCCUUGUCCUAUCCUCUCUGCUUACAUGUUCUUUACUAGGUGCCACAGCUCUCCGCGGGGAUGCUAGAACCGACUUCCAAGCACUCCGUUGCCUUAAACUCCAUCUCAAUACUUCUGCCGGAGUCCUAGCCUCAUGGAAGAUUGAUGAUUCCCUCCAACGGUUCUGCACUUGGCCCGGUCUUACUUGCAGCAAAAGGCACAAGUCUCGUGUUGUUGCACUGGACCUCGAGUCAUUCCACCUUGAUGGUCAAAUACCUCCUUGCAUUGCAAAUCUCAGUCUCCUCACAAGAAUCCACCUCCCAGACAAUCAGCUUUGGGGUCCAAUCCCGGCUGAACUUGGCCAACUAAAUAGGUUGCGGUAUCUUAACCUUAGCUCAAACAAUCUUAGCGGUAUGAUACCAAGCAAUCUAUCCUCAUGUUCUCAGCUUCGAGUUAUUGAUCUUGGGAGUAACUCCAUCGUCGGUGAGAUCCCAACAAACCUAAGCCAGUGUUCAAAUAUGCAGCAGCUCAACUUAGGUCACAACAAGCUCACUGGAGGCAUCCCACAAGGUCUGGGGAUGCUUCGCAACCUUUCAGUUUUGCGGCUUCUUGGAAAUACUUUGACGGGCAGUAUUCCCGUUUCACUUGGAAGCAGCUCUUCUCUCCACUCUGUUUAUCUAACCAAAAAUAGCCUCACAGGACCUAUCCCAUAUCUCCUAGCUAAUAGUUCAUCACUUCAAUUUUUGGUCUUGGCCAACAAUAAGCUUGGUGGGGAGAUUCCGCCCGCACUAUUUAAUAGCACGUCACUCCAAGUCUUAUCCCUUGCAGUGAACAACUUUACUGGGUCCAUACCUUCUGUUUUCCCCAAUAUUAUUGACUCGCCCUUGAAGUAUCUUAUCUUAACAUCCAAUAAUCUUGCAGGCACGAUACCUUCUACUCUAGGGAAUUUUUCAUCCCUUUCCUGGCUAUUGCUUGGACAAAAUAGUUUCCAAGGUAGCAUCCCAGUGAGUAUUGGUAAGCUUCCAAACCUACAAGUACUAGACCUGAGUUACAACUUCUUAUCAAAGAGUGUACCCGCCUCUAUUUACAACAUAUCAACACUCACAUACCUUGCCAUGGGUGCAAAUAUUCUGGCAGGGGAAAUUCCAUAUAACAUUGGAUAUAACCUUCCAAAACUCCAGACAUUGGAUAUUGGAAUGAACAAAUUCCAUGGCCAGAUCCCCACUUCACUAGCCAACACUUCAAAUCUUGAAAAGCUCAACCUCGCUAAAAAUUCAUUCCAUGGUAUUGUGCCUUCUUUUGGGACUCUUCCCAAUUUGAUCAGUCUAAAUCUAGGAAAGAAUCGUCUCGCAGCAGGAGAUUGGUCUUUCUUAACCUCCUUGACCAAUUGCACCCAACUAGUGCAAUUAUUCUUGGAUGCAAACAUCCUUCAGGGACAUUUGCCAAGUACCAUUGGAAGCCUUUCAAAGAGCUUAGAGGUGUUGUUAUUAAGAGAAAAUAAAAUAUCAGGCACCAUACCGCAAGCGAUAGAGCGCCUCACAAACAUCCAAAUUCUUUACAUGGAAAAAAAUUGGCUUACUGGGGGUAUCCCUAAAUCAAUUGGAAAUCUUCAAAAUUUGUUUGUCCUAAGCUUAUCUCAGAAUAAACUUUCUGGGCAAAUUCCACUAUCAAUUGGUAAUCUAAGCCAACUGAGUGAGCUAUAUUUACAGGAAAAUAAUUUGAUGGGACCGAUCCCAAGAGCUCUAGGAGACUGUGAAAAACUGAGCAUAUUGAACCUCUCUUGUAAUAGUUUUGAUGAUCGCAUACCAAAGGAGCUCUUUACUCUUUCCUCCCUUGCAGAAGGUUUGGACUUAUCUCACAACAACCUCUCGGGAGAAAUACCAUUGGAGAUUGGCCAUUUGUUAAAUCUUGGCCCAUUGAAUAUUGCCAAUAAUCAGUUGUCUGGACAAAUACCCUCUACUCUAGGUGAGUGCGUCCACUUGGAGUCAUUGCACAUGGAGGGGAAUAAUUUUCAUGGGAGAAUCCCUCAAUCUUUCAUGAAUUUGAGAGGCAUCAUUGUGAUGGAUUUAUCUCAAAACAACUUGUCCGGCAAAAUCCCCAACUUCUUUGAGUCCUUUAGUUCCAUGAAGCUUCUUAAUUUGUCGUUCAACAACCUUGAGGGACCAAUACCACUGGGUGGAAUGUUUCAGAAUGAAAGUGAGGUGUUCAUACAAGGGAACAAGAAGUUAUGUGCCAGCACCCCAGUGCUAGGGUUGCCUCUUUGCAGUACAGUCAUAUCCAGAAAAAAGUCAUACACCUCCAAGAUUUUGAAGAUUGUUGCAAUUACUGCUAUUUCUUUGGUCAUGUUAUCAUGCUUUGGAGUCAUUGUUUUGAAGAAGAGAAAGAAAAUCAAACAUGCAUCACAUCCAUCUAUCAAAGAAUUAAAGAAGUUGACUUAUGCUGAUGUAGUGAAAGCAACAAAUGGUUUUUGUUCAGCCAACUUGGUUGGUACCGGAAAAUAUGGGUUUGUAUACAAGGGUAGAAUUGAGUCUGAAGAGCAUCAUACAGUCGCUAUCAAAGUUUUCAAACUUGAUCAACUUGGAGCAACAAAGAGCUUCCUUGCUGAAUGUGAGGCAAUGAGAAACACUCGCCAUCGUAAUCUCGUAAGGGUGGUCACUGUAUGCUCAACAACCGACCCAAUAGGAAAUGAGUUCAAAGCUCUUGUUCUCGAAUUUAUGAGAAAUGGCGACCUGGAGAGUUGGCUCCAUCCAACACUACUCCACGAGUAUCAUCCCAAAAGGCAAUUGUGUUUGGGUUCAAGAAUAACAAUAGCAGUGGACAUAGCUGCUGGUUUGGAUUACCUCCAUAACCAUUGCAUGCCGCCUAUGGCCCACUGUGAUCUGAAGCCCAGCAAUGUACUUCUGAAUGAUGUCAUGGGCGCAUGUGUUGGUGACUUCGGGUUGGCUAAGUUCCUACAUGGUUAUUAUACUUCUUCGGGGAUUGAUGGUUCUACAAGCUUAGUGGGGCCAAGGGGAUCUGUUGGAUACAUUGCACCGGAAUAUGGAUUAGGGAGCAAAAUCUCCAUGGAGGGUGAUGUUUAUAGCUAUGGAAUCAUUAUCUUAGAGAUGCUCACUAGGAAGCGUCCAACUGAUGAGAUGUUCAAAGAAGGCCUGAGCCUUUAUAAAUUUGUGGAAAAAUCAUUUCCUGAAAAGAUUUGCGAGAUGCUAGAUCCUAAAAUCAUCCCUUAUUAUGGGAACCAAGAUGAAGAAGCAGGAAGUACUUUAGACCAGUUAAAUUAUCAAAUGGCUGAAGGAACAAUGAUCUGCAUCCGCAAACUUGCUAAGGUUGGUCUGUUAUGCGCUGCAGAGAUGCCUAAAGAUCGUCCAGGGAUGCAGGAUGUUUACGCUCAAGUCGCCGCAAUCAAAGAAGCAUUUUCAGCAUGGCAGGGCUGAUCAGAAGUUAGGAUAGGUGGAUAGUCAUCUAGGCCUAUUUUCAUUAUCGGUU